This is a messenger RNA of Colius striatus (speckled mousebird), 1450 nucleotides long. RefSeq names its product death-associated protein kinase 2-like. NCBI's taxonomy places the organism in Eukaryota, Metazoa, Chordata, Aves, Coliiformes, Coliidae. The coding region runs from base 66 to 1232 and encodes 388 amino acids. Gene Ontology annotation, molecular function: ATP binding; protein serine/threonine kinase activity. Gene Ontology annotation, cellular component: cytoplasm; nucleus. The transcript is spliced from 13 exons. Gene Ontology annotation, biological process: protein phosphorylation; positive regulation of apoptotic process; intracellular signal transduction. The record is from RefSeq and is a predicted model, not a curated record.
GGCGGUGGCCGGAUCCUGCCCCGGCUCCGGCGGGGCAAGGCUGGGGCUGUGCCCGGUGCGGAGUGAUGGCUGAGGGUGCCCAGGCCAAGCUCCUGGCUGGGGAGGGGCUGGGGACUGUCCCUGACAGCACCCAGGACACAGCGGGUGAAGGGCCACGGGCCGCCCCCAGCAGCGUGGACGAGCUGUACGAGCUGCUGGAGGAGCUGGGGAGAGGUCACUUUGGCGUGGUGAGGCGCUGCCGGGAGCUCAGCACCGGCACCUUCUACGCCGCCAAGCUGGUGCAGACGCGGCGGCGCCGGGGCAGCCGCCGGGGCACCCAGCGGGCACAGGCUGAGCGCGAGGUCGCCAUCCUCCGCACGCUCCAGCACCCCAACCUCAUGCAGCUCCACGACCUCUUCAGCAGCAGAGCCGAGAUGGUGCUCAUCCUGGAGCUGAUGAGUGGUGGGGAGCUCUUUGAUUACAUUGCUGAGAAGGAGAUGCUGUCGGAGGAGGAGGCCAUCGAGUUCCUGGGACAGAUCCUGCGUGGGGUGGAGUAUCUGCACGCCCGCCACAUCGCCCACUUCGACCUCAAGCCUGAGAACAUCAUGCUGCAGGAGAAGAAUGUCCCCAAGCCCCAGAUCAAGAUCAUUGACUUUGGGCUGGCCCAGCACCUGGAGGAUGGUGUCACCUUCAAGAGCCUCUGUGGGACCCCGCAGUACAUUGCUCCUGAAGUGAUCAACUACGAGCCGCUGAGCUCCGCAACUGACAUGUGGAGCAUCGGGGUCAUCACAUACAUCCUGCUCAGCGGCUUGUCCCCGUUUCAGGGUGACACAGAUGCUGAGACCCUCUCCAACGUGGUGGCCGGUGCCUACGAGUUCGAGGAGCGUUGCUUCAGCCAGACCUCCGACAUGGCCAAAGAUUUCAUCCGGCAGCUGCUGCUGAAGGAGCCGGGGCAGCGCAUGACGGCGGCGGAGUGCCUCGUCCACCCGUGGAUCAAGCCCCUGAGCCGGCAGCAGGCGGCCAACAGGAGCCGCUCGUCCAUCAACAUGAAAAACUUCCGCAAGUUCAACGCUCGGAGGAAGUGGAAGCUCUCCUACAACAUGGUGUCCGCCUGCAACCGGCUCUGUCGCAUGAGGCUGCUCUGUGGCCUGAGGAAGGAGGAUGAGGAGCUGCGCUGCUGCGAGAGCGAUCGGGAGGAGGAGAGCAGCCACCCCGUCACGCUGCUGCGCCGCCGGAGAAGCAGCUGCUCCUGAGCAUCCCUUCCCCCAAAAAAGGAGACGGGACCCCCUGGGAGUGCCCAGCCCAUGGGAGGAGCCUUGGGGGGGUCCCUCCAUCCCCCCCUCCCAGGGCCGGGAGCUCCGGUCAGCGCUUCCAGUCGCACGGUGCGGGGGGGUCAGUGGGGCAGCAGCCCCCGCCCCAGGUCGCUGCCCCACAGCCGCCCCCUCUCUUCUGUGACAAAUAAAUGUGUGUC